Messenger RNA from Odontomachus brunneus, 873 nucleotides. RefSeq names its product adrenodoxin-like protein 2, mitochondrial (gene Fdx2). Gene Ontology annotation, biological process: P450-containing electron transport chain; positive regulation of oxidoreductase activity. Gene Ontology annotation, molecular function: 2 iron, 2 sulfur cluster binding. The coding region runs from base 41 to 517 and encodes 158 amino acids. The record is from RefSeq and is a predicted model, not a curated record. Gene Ontology annotation, cellular component: mitochondrion. NCBI's taxonomy places the organism in Eukaryota, Metazoa, Arthropoda, Insecta, Hymenoptera, Formicidae. The transcript has 4 exons.
AGUACAUCGAGCAGGGUACAUCGACGUUCGUCAACAAGAAAUGGCGUUUAUGCAAAGACUGCAAGGACUGUCCAGAUCGAUGCUCCACGCUCUUGGUUCAAAUUGCGUUAAGUUCAAGGCUAAUCGGCAAUCCCUCGCAAAAAUUACUUCCACCACGCAGCCACUCUUCGAGAAGAAAGAAAUCAGUAUAACAUUUGUUAGGGCUAAUGGAGAGAGAAUAACAGCAAAAGGCAAAGAGGGAGAUAGUAUCUUAGAUAUUGUUGUGAAUAAUGAAGUUGAUUUAGAUGGCUACGGUGCAUGUGAAGGAACAUUGACAUGUAGUACAUGUCAUUUAAUUCUCCCCAAAAAAGUUUACGAUACUCUUCCAAAUAAGCCUUCGGAAGAGGAGUUGGAUAUGUUGGACUUGGCAUAUGAACCAACUGACACAUCGAGAUUGGGAUGCCAGAUAAUAAUGACUAAGGAACUGGAUGGUCUCGAAGUGCAAGUACCGGCUACCAUUAACGACGCUAGGACAUAACGAACAAGUAUACUGUUAGUUCUAUAAGGUAUCUAAUUGUCAAAUAUGGCUGAUCUACUCCAGCUUUCAAAUCAGCUCCGUAUUUAGUAAAAUUCAGUUACACAUACAUAGAAAAAAAUCUCCGAUAACGUAAUUGCAUCGGUCAUAGCAUAGCUAACAACACUAUGCAUAGAACGAUAAGUAAGGACAAAGCCUCUUUGGGCUUUUAUUGUUUAUAUUUUUUGUUAAAAUCUAUACAUUGUACAAAAUUGUAUAAAAAAUAUUGUAUACUAUAUAGAAACAUGUUUAUCCACAAAGUAUGACUGAAGUUUAAUAAGAGUUUUUUAAUGCAAAAAAAAUAAAUUUUUCAUUCGUGA